Colletotrichum chrysophilum is the source of this 1488-nucleotide messenger RNA. RefSeq lists its product as uncharacterized. The transcript has 4 exons. The coding region runs from base 1 to 1488 and encodes 495 amino acids. The record is from RefSeq and is a predicted model, not a curated record. Gene Ontology annotation, molecular function: oxidoreductase activity; heme binding. NCBI's taxonomy places the organism in Eukaryota, Fungi, Ascomycota, Sordariomycetes, Glomerellales, Glomerellaceae.
AUGUCCAAGGUAUUCACUGCUGAAGAAGUGCGAAAGCACAACACCCCAGAGAGCUGCUGGGUCGUGCUCUACGGCAAGGUGUACGACGUGACCGAAUUCCUCCCUUCCCACCCCGGCGGCUCCAAGAUCAUCGUGAAGCUGUCCGGCAAAGAUGCGACCGACGAGUACGAUCCAAUUCACCCCCCAGGUAUCCUCGAGGAGAACCUGAAGCCCGAAAACUGCCUCGGCACGAUAGACCCUGAGUCGCUGGCUCUGUUGCAGCCCGCGCCGGCCAAGGCAGAAGACGCGAAGCCAAAGGAGGGACCGCCUCGCUUGGAGACGCUGCUCAACCUUGAUGAGAUUGAAGAGGCUGCCACAAGGUUGAUCCCCAAGAAGGCAUGGGCAUACUACUACUCGGCUGCGGAUGACCUUUGGACGAAGAGCAACAACGGCCGCGCAUACAGGCAGAUUCUGCUCAGGCCGCGCGUGUUUGUUGACUGUACUCAAGUUGAUACCUCUACAUCAAUUCUGGGCCACAAUGUUGGGCUCCCGCUGUUUGUGUCACCAGCUGCCAUGGCCAGACUCGCCCAUCCUGACGGCGAGCGUGGCAUUGCAAAGGCUGCUGCCAAGUUCAAUGCGAUGCAGUGCGUGUCGAACAACGCCUCAAUGACCCCAGAACAAAUCAUUGAGGGUGCUGAGCCAGGCCAGGUCUUCGGAUGGCAACUCUACGUCCAAAACGACAGGGCCAAGAGUGAAGCCAUGUUGAAGCGCAUCAAUGCCAUGAGAGAUCACUACAAAUAUGUCUGCUUGACGCUGGACGCCCCCUGGCCCGGCAAGCGUGAGCUCGACGAGAAGCAGCAGUUUGAGGGAGCCUUCGAGGUCGAGUCAGAGUCAAACUCCAAGACUGAGGAGGCUAAGCGGCCAGGCGGUGGUGGUGUCGGCCAGCAGCUGUUCUUUGGAACGGCAGCCGACUUGACGUGGAAGACAACCCUUCCCUGGCUUGCAAAGCACACCGAUCUGCCCAUCGUGCUCAAGGGACUGCAGACGCAUGAGGAUGCCUACCUGGCUGCUAUGUACGCGCCUCAAGUGAAGGCCAUCAUCUUGUCGAACCAUGGAGGUCGUGCUCUCGACACGGCCCCGCCUGCGGUACACACUUUGCUGGAGAUCCGCAAGUACUGCCCCGAAGUAUUUGAUAAGAUCGAGGUCUGGAUCGACGGUGGCAUCAAGCGUGGAACAGACGUUGUCAAGGCUCUGUGCCUGGGUGCGAAGGCUGUCGGCGUUGGUCGCGCUGCCCUCUUCGGUCUGGGUGCUGGUGGCCAGGCCGGUGUGGAGAGGACGUUCGAGAUCUUGAAGGCCGAGACGGAGACAUGCAUGAGGCUACUUGGUGCGAAGAACAUCAGCGAGCUGGGCCCCAAGUUUAUCAACACUCGCCAAGUUGAGAGGGAUAUAUACGAUGGCGAGUCUGGGCUCGAGAACAGGGUUAGCCUGUGGGUGAAGUCGAAGCUGUAG